AUGGCCAUGGAGCAAACUGAACGCAACCUAAAUGCUACCACCCACCUCAAUUUUGCUUUAAUCUACAACAUCCAUGAUGGGGAUUUCACCUAUUUGAGAAACUUCUCUUUCCCUUUAAAUUUCACUUACAGUGACUAUGACCUGCCGCUGGACAGUGAAGAUGACAUGACCAAAACCCGUACCUUCUUCACAGCCAAGAUUGUGAUCGGGGUUGCUUUGGUUGGCAUCAUGCUGGUUUGUGGCAUUGGCAACUUCAUCUUCAUUGCUGCUCUCGCCCGCUACAAGAAGUUGAGAAACCUCACCAACCUGCUGAUUGCCAACCUGGCCAUCUCAGACUUCAUUGUGGCUAUUGUGUGCUGCCCCUUUGAGAUGGACUACUACGUGGUGCAGCAGCUGUCCUGGGAGCAUGGCCAUGUCCUCUGUGCCUCAGUCAACUACCUACGAACUGUGUCCCUCUAUGUUUCGACCAAUGCUCUCCUGGCUAUAGCUGUUGACCGGUAUUUGGCCAUUGUUCACCCAUUGAAACCACGCAUGAAUUAUCAAACAGCAACCUUCCUCAUUGCCUUGGUCUGGGUCAUCUCCAUACUUGUAGCUAUUCCAUCUGCAUACUUUGCUACUGAAACUGUGUUGUUUAUAGUGAAAAACCAGAAGAAAUUUUUCUGUGGCCAAAUUUGGCCAGUUGACCAGCAGAUGUACUAUAAAUCAUACUUUCUCUUCAUCUUUGGCAUUGAAUUUGUAGCACCUGUGAUUACAAUGACCUUGUGUUACGCCAGGAUCUCUCAGGAGCUUUGGUUUAAAACUGUCCCAGGAUUUCAGACAAAACAAAUCAGAAAGAGGCUUCAGUGCAGAAGGAAAACUGUUAUGGUACUAAUGUGCAUUCUGACUGCCUAUGUUCUCUGCUGGGCACCUUUCUAUGGUUUCACAAUUGUCCGGGACUUCUUCCCCUCCUUUUUGGUGAAAGAGAAGCAUUAUCUUACUGCCUUUUACAUAGUCAGGUGCAUCGCCAUGAGUAACAGUAUGAUAAACACCAUGUGUUUCGUAACAGUGAAAAACAAUACAAUGAAGUACUUCAAGAAGAUCAUGCUGUUCAGAUGGAGGUCAACGUAUAAGGGAAGCAAAUCUAGCAUAGAUUUGGACCUGAGAACAAGUGCAGUCACAGAAGAAGUAGACUGCAUAAAACUACAAUAA
Molecule: messenger RNA, 1188 nt
Organism: Serinus canaria (Common canary)
Lineage: Eukaryota; Metazoa; Chordata; Aves; Passeriformes; Fringillidae
Gene: PROKR1
Product: prokineticin receptor 1
Exons: 2
Coding region: 1-1188 (395 amino acids)
Biological process (GO): neuropeptide signaling pathway
Cellular component (GO): membrane
Molecular function (GO): neuropeptide Y receptor activity
Source: RefSeq, a predicted model, not a curated record